This is a messenger RNA of Hemiscyllium ocellatum (epaulette shark), 3863 nucleotides long. It is a transcript of the gene psme3, whose product is annotated as proteasome activator subunit 3. Gene Ontology annotation, biological process: positive regulation of endopeptidase activity; regulation of proteasomal protein catabolic process; regulation of G1/S transition of mitotic cell cycle. The record is from RefSeq and is a predicted model, not a curated record. NCBI's taxonomy places the organism in Eukaryota, Metazoa, Chordata, Chondrichthyes, Orectolobiformes, Hemiscylliidae. Gene Ontology annotation, cellular component: nucleoplasm; proteasome activator complex; cytoplasm. Bases 45 to 812 code for a protein of 255 amino acids. Gene Ontology annotation, molecular function: endopeptidase activator activity. The transcript is spliced from 11 exons.
ACGUCAGGCGGCGCCGGGCUCGCGCUCCGCUCCCUCUUUGCAACAUGUCGGGUUUGCUGAAGCUGGACAAUGCGCUCCGGACCAAGGUGGAUGCUUUCAGGGAGCGAAUGACUGCUGAAGCAGAAGACUUGGUUGCAAGUUUCUUUCCAAAGAAAUUAUUGGAGCUAGAUGGUUUUCUGAAGGAACCCCUCUUGAAUGUUUCGGAUUUGGCUACUAUUCAUUCGGACCUCAAUUUGCCAGUACCAGAACCUAUAAUGCUGACCAACAGCCAUGAUGGUUUGGAUAGCACACGCAAUAUUAAGAAGAGAAAACUAGAAGAUGGAGAAAGUAAUUGUCCAGGUACAAAGGUGUUUGUAAUUCCAAAUGGGAUGCUGAAGAGUAACCAGCAGCUGGUUGAGAUGAUUGAGAAAAUUAAACCAGAAAUCAGGACACUCAUGGAGAAGUGCAAUACAGUUAAAAUGUGGGUUCAGCUACUGAUUCCAAGGAUAGAAGAUGGCAAUAACUUUGGUGUUUCUAUUCAGGAAGAGACUGUUGCAGAACUCCGAACAGUUGAAAGUGAAGCUGCUUCAUACUUGGAUCAGAUCUCUCGGUACUACAUUACAAGAGCAAAGUUGGUGUCCAAAGUAGCUAAAUAUCCCCAUGUGGAAGAUUACCGUCGCACCGUGUCUGAAAUUGACGAAAAGGAAUACAUCAGCCUUCGGUUAAUUGUUUCUGAACUGAGAAACCAAUAUGUAACAUUACACGAUAUGAUCAUCAAAAAUAUUGAGAAAAUCAAACGACCCAGGAAUAGCAACACAGAUGCAUUGUACUAAUUGGUGUGCUUCAUGAAUUGGAAACCGACCUUUGUAACCCCAAAUAUAAGACCGUGAUUGCCUUGGCUUUGUUACGUGAGAUUGGUCUUGUUGAGAUGGAAAGAAUUGAAGUCAAAAGUGAAGCACAGCGUUUGUUACAUUUCAGUGGAAUAGCUGAAAAGGGAUUUUCAUUCAUCUCUUCUUUUUAUGAUGUACAGAGGUUUUUAACCCUCAGGAAUUCUUUCCCGUUUUGCUUGACAAAUCUCUUUGUAAUGUACAGUAUUAGUGGUCUUAGCAAAGAAUUCUGUUUAGUAACUUAGUUUUAUUUCGAGAUAUGGUAUUUUCCCAUUUCUGUCAUAUCCUUCCCUCAUUAAAAAAGAUGAAAGAUGAUGUACAAAUUAUCCUGUAAAUGCUGAAUGCUAGUCAUGUACAACUUUUACAUACAGGCAAACACCCACAGAGCACCAGGCACAGGUCUGAAGGCUGCAAAUUGUAGAAAGGAGCACCUAUUGCACCGUAUUAUAUGGGACGGUACACCCACUGACUGUUCUAUUUCCCUUCCCUGAUCACCAUUUUUUUUUAAAGAGAAGUAUUUGAAGAUGUUCUUUUAAAAUAAAAAGUUGUGCUGUAUGCGUAGUGUGAGCCUCCAAAGUGGGGAUAAAUGAAGUUAUAAAUUCUACGUAAAUUACGUAUUGCUAUGAUUUUUCUAAUUGCCCUAAAUUAGGAUACUGAGCAUUAGUUUCUCCAGUUUAACUUUUUCAGCUUCCUUUUCUUGUGAAGUUGCUUGCAAUUUUUAAACCCCAUCUCUGCACUUUGUUAUGUAUUUGUCCAUUCACCCCUUUUUCUUUUCUUGCAAAGGUUGAGAAUGUUGAGCUCAUUAGUCAAGAGCUUUUGGUGGGUGGACUGCACAUUUACUGGUGAGCCCAACUUUCAGACCAUGACGACUACUAUGAAAUUAUCUAAGACUUAAUAAAACAUUCCUCUGAGACAAUGUGUUUUGGGAUCUGUGUCUGAUGUAUGCAGUAGCUUUGCAUAUUGUAAUCUGGUUAUGUUGCACACAACAUAGUUGACAGGAGCAUUAUGCUGAAAACAACAGAACAAAAUGUGGUGCUUUCUUGCAAAUUGAGGUAACCCCAUUUUUCAGGCAAGUUUGAUUAGAAGGGCUUACAUCCGAAACGUCGACUCUGCUCCUCCUCGGAUGCUGCCUGACCUGCUGUGCUUUUUUUCAGCGCCACACUUUUUGACUCUGGUUUACACUGUCAUUUUUAACUGAUUUAAGAAUACUGCUCUACUCAUUAGAUUUGACUUUCUAACUUUUCACUCCAUUUGCUUUUCUUGACUUGUCUCAACUUGCCUCACGAAUUACCACUAUCUUUGUACCAGUGUUCUUCCUGACUGUACAUUCUUCUAAAAUCGUUAAAGUCACCAGCAAAGAGGUGUUUUAAGUGGUGAUGACAUGACUGGCAGACGAUUUAUGGAACACGUUUCCCCAGGGAACUUUUAGACCGCUUGUUUCUCAAAAAAAAGGAGCUUGAGUGGUAUUUACCUCAGCAAAGACUGCACUAACUUUUAACGUGUUGCAUCGUUACAGAAUGGUUGACUCCUUUAAAUUUGAGAAAUGGAUUAUUAGGAAGCUGUCUCCUGCAGCUGGUUUGGUUUCCAACAAUGUGAACAUUGUUCUCAAUUGUCUUGAAAUGAUUUGAAUAGUGAGGUCACAGGAACCCUAAGGCUGUGUUUUUUCUGAUGGCCUCCCUACAGACUUGAAUAGAUCUUUACAGCUUUUUUUAAAACAAAUAUUGUGGCCUAUUCUAUUUUUGCCAUUUGUGUUCUGCAGUUUCAACCGUAACCUAAUGUUCUGUAGUCUGACUGUGGGUGUGGAGUCUCUGCUGGUUUCUGCCUAUUCUUUGAGUAACAGGAGCUGCUGAUGUUUCACAUCACUGUUGCACUCUUAUAUUCUCCAGCCUCACUUGACUAACUUACACAAGUUUCAAAAAGAACUCUGCAAAAUAAAAGAUGUUCAGUUUAAAACGAACAAACAAAAGAUAACUAACUUGAACUGUAGACGUUCAAAUGAGUUCAAGAAAACAUGUGCCUCUUGUACUAAUGAGUAUCUACAUUUUUUCAUUACUCAUUCAAUGACUGGAAAGCUACUUACAAGGUGUCUUAUUUCAAGUUUAACUGAAUUCUUGCAUCUGAAAUUGUCACAAAAAAAGCCUUUUAGUUUGCUUUCUAAGUGUAGUAAUGAGGAAGCCUUGCUUUCCUUGAAGUCAAUAAGAAAGUGCUUCCCAAAUACUUUUCCCACUGUAACCCCACUUCAAGGCUUAAAAACUUUUGUGACACCCCACAGUGAGACCUGUGAGAACGGAAGUGGUGUGCAGGGUAAUCAAUCUGAGGAAAUGGGAGCCAAUCUGCAGCUGUCAUAAUUCAGUCAGACCUCCAUAAUGGCCAAUGCUGCUUUGGAACUUGUGACCCCAACAUUUCAGCUCUUGACCCCAGUUGAGGUCACAACCCACACUUUUGGAAAUCCUGUGGUAGGGGAAUAAGAAGUGCGCAAGAGGAAGGCAGCCACUUGGCUUUUGGGUUUCUUCCUUUCUUCUCCACACCGCUUCAACCACAUAAGCACCUCGUCCUCCCCACCCACCCACCCAUCUUCACAUAAAGUACAAUGUUUCCAGAGUUGCAACGUGGGAGGUGCUAUUUCAAAAUCCAAAUGGAUAGCCUCCAAGUAAUUGUAAGAAAAUGAAACUGCAUGUCCUUAUCAGGUUGGAGAAAUGCAUUUUGCAAAACCAACAUCUGGCCUUUUUCUAUAAAAGUUUCCACUGAUAAAGUCAGACACAACUGGUUUUGUUCCUUAGGUUUAAUCCUGUAUUACCAAAGAUGCCCAUGUACAAUGUUUUAUUAACCAUGUUUUGUUACCUUAUAAAGCACAAUGAUUUCUCUUAUCAAUGGGAUAGAGAAUUAGUGGAAGAGUCAACUUGUAAUUGCUGCUGUUGUGUAUAAUGAUAUUCAACACAUGGCCAGAAUGCAGUACCAUUCAUUAAAACUGAAAAGUAAAUACUUCCAAUCACUGAA